UGGAGUCAGUAAAAUGGAGUGCCGCUUGAGUUCCAGGGCGAGUCUCAUGAGAAAACGCCGUGUUGCGUUUCUAAUUCGUAAUAAAGUUUUAGUUCGUGCCUUUUUGUGGCGAUAGAAUAACUUUAUUGAUGUCGAAGUGGCGACCGACGUGAGAGAAUUAACUCAUCUUUUCGUUCGUGUCGGAAAGAGGGUGGAAAUUCCGACUCUUUGUGGUUCGCGGACGCAUCACAGCGGUUUGUGUUGGCGCUGCUGGAGUCUAAUAACAUCGUCACCACGGAGCACAGUACAGGUGAGCGACCACUGUGCAAGGUCGCCAUGGAUGCUUGUGCACGUAUCAGAGGAGCACCAGUAAGGUCCAGGGCCUGCGUCAGAAAAGAGACUAUUCGGGACAAUGGGCAGCAGUUUGUCAAGAGCCUCUUUCGGAGCCAAAAGGAGCUUUGCAGCAUCAACCUGGAAUUCCCGUCCAGAGACGCUAGAAGACUGACUGAAAUUCAUUUUGUUGGCUUGCCUGGUCGGUGUGAAGGAGACGAUGCCGUGGAUCUGGCGUUGUCAUCGCUCCCGGCGGGGCUGUGUGAGCUGCUUAGGACUUUCCAUGUUCACGUUCUGAGGAAUGACGAAGUCCUGCUGCUCAAAGACUCCCGCAAGCUGACCGAGCACAAGGACACUUGGCCUCAAUGCUGGUUAAAGGCAGUGUGUGUGCUGCGGCACAACUCCAGCCCUGGCAUGCACCCUCCGGCCAGCAUUACCUCGUUGGUGGGCUUGCUUGGCUGUUACAUGGCUGGCGUCCGCUACGCUCUGGAGCUGCAAAGUGUCCAUAGGGGCAACGCUGAGGUGAGACAACUGGAAGAGGACGACACCAAUCGGUCUGUCUCAUCCAUCGAAGAUGACUUUGUCACCGCCCUGGAGCACCUUGAAGAGGACGACAUGGGCGACAACAAUCCCUCUUCCUAUUUGCCUUUCAAAAGGCGCGACGUGGCAUCACAGACAGUCCCGGCUCACAAGAAACGAAAGGAUCUAUCAGGCUCACAUGUAAUCACAAGCUCGUCUUCAAAGAAGCAUUCAGCCAAACACAAGCUAGGGCCAGAUGUUUCUGUUACAGUCCAAAGGUCUUCAGGUAUGGAGUCCCAGUGGACUUACUGCACUCCAAGAGCUCAUCUAUUCUCCCCCGCAGUUCAAGUUAGUGAAUCAGAAGAAUCCGACGGCUCCAGCCCAAGCCCUAUCAUUUUCCUGGAUGAAGUGGGCUACCAGAAGAGCAUGCUGGCUAAGUUGGAUAUCCCUCAGGUGCCAGGAGGUCCCAGAGACCGAGUGGAAGACUCUGAUUCUGAAGUCAGUGAAUUUUUUGACAGUUUUGACCAGUUUGAUGACUUAGAUGAGCUAAAUGCAGAGAGUGGCACUCUCACGCUGCCUAUGGAUGCAGUCAGUGCUCUAAGCACACAAACGAAAACCACAGAUUCAAGCACCGGUGGCUCCGCAUCCAAAUAUGUUUCUAGAGGUUGUUCGACAAAGGGCAUGAACCCACACUGUUUUGACCAACCUAUUCUCCCGGCCAAUGUCAAAAAGCCCACUCCCCUUAAACCUGGAUCUCCCUACGGACCUCAUUCAGAGGUGCCUGACUCCCCUCGACCACUGCAGAGUCCUUCUGAGGAUAAUGGUGGCCCUCUCUUUAGUCCCGUCAGCUCCUCUGCAUUUAGUCCCCUGAUAGACUCAAAUGGCACAUUGGAAUACUUUUGGAAGAAAGGUGAUGAUGACAGCGACAUCACAGAGCUACGGAAACCUCACGAUCUCUGCUCCUUAUAUAAGACCUACUCUGACUUUGCCAGCAGUCUCUCGAAAGAAAUUCUGCGGUCCGUGUGUGGCUACCAGUCUGCUUUAGAUAUCAAUGACAACAAGAAUCUCAGCUGCGUCUGCCACAAAGAAUUCACCAACUCCUCAGGCUACCUGAUGAAGCUGUCCGAAAUCCAGGAGACCGUAACAGUGGCCAAGCUCCAGAAGACAUCCCAGUCUUUGAAAGAUGGUAUUCAGAGGUUUGCUGCCGACCUUGUCGAAAUGAGCCUCGGCAGCGCUUUGAGGGACCUCCAAAAAGGCGUAUCUACUUGCACCACCACUUUGUGUCAGCUAGCAGCUAGACUCACCUCCUCUGUGUUUCAGAUGGCAUUCCAUGAGAUUGGCAUGCGGCAAGCUUAUGUGCUGAAGGAACGAGCGGUGAAUGGAUUAGCAAGCUUCCUUGUCGGGGAAGCGGUAUCUGGUGCACUGAAAGACUUCUUGACUGUGAAAAAGCAAAUUUUUCACAGCACAGUGACACGCUUUGCGGCAGAUUUGGCUGAAGAAUUGGUGUUUGAAGGUAUUAUGGAAGUGUGUCAGUUCUCUCACCCGUCCACACCUCUUACCCCCAGUGAUUGGUCCUUCACCCACGGGCAACUACAGGAAGAAGAAGAGGAGGAAGAAGAAGAGGUGGUUUCUUCUUACGCUUCUGACUUGUCUGAGUCUGUCAUCCAGGAGGCCUUCAUCGAGCUUUCUCAGACUGACGUUGCCUUCACUAGCCAAGCCGCUAUCAGUGUUUCUCAAGAUAACAUUUGUUAUGUUAGUGCAGAAAAUACGGGCACUAAAACCUGCAGCACAUUUGCUAACCAGCAGCUUUCCGACGCCAGCUUAGCUGCUGCUGUUCCAGGCACCUCAGGAGAGAAUGCGACCUGCACAGUGAAGAAAGCUCUUUUUACAGUUUCAGGCAUGGCUAGCUGUAUCCCUGUGCCUCAAGCAGGCCAAGCCAUCUCCCAUUUAAAGAAUCCUGAAGACCAGCAUGGUUCCAGCUCAACAGCUACCUCACAGUCCAACCCUCGAGUAACAGUAUUUCCCUCAGACACCUCUACAUGUUCACAAACUCCUUUUUACAGCUACGAAACUCAAACAUCUACUAGUGGAAAAGGCUGCUCCAUUGGAAUAUCACCUUUCCAAAACUUUUCCGGCAACAUGGUAAAUAUGAUAGUGACUGAGGCCUGUGAGCUUGUAAGCUCUUCUAAAAUGAAGAAGAGUUUUGAUCAAUGCACAGGUUUUUUUGGAAAGACAGUCGCAAGUCAAAGGGACACUCUUGACGUACCAAACGCAGUGAUGGGUGGACAAAGAAAGACAUCUAACCCAGGUGAUGACACAACUGCAACAUCUGGCCAAAAAUCUAUUCGGACACCUGGGACUCCUCCAUCUACUCCUCAGCAACCCAGUGAGGUAUCCAAGGAAAAACAGAUAAAACAGUUCUCCAAGAAACUAAAAAGCAAGUUGGCCAAAGAAUUUUCCCCAGCUACUCCUCCUCCAACUCCUCACUAUCACCCUGAACCUGGCCCGGGUCCGACGGACAGCAGUCCAGAGGCAGACAAGACUGAGUUUAUGUUGAAACUAAUGAGGUCUCUAUCCGAAGAGGCAGGUGGUGAUGAGGAUGAAGAGGAGGAAGAAUUGCCAGAAGACUGCGCAAACAAGUCAGAAGGUCGCCCACAGGAACCCAACCAGUUGUCUUCUCGCAGACUCUCAAACAAAGAAGCCCUCCAUUAUGCUGAGCAGUUGGCUUGUCAUAUUGUCUCAAUGGCGACAGAGAUGGACACGGUGGGAAUCUAUGACGAGGAAGGAGAAGUAGCCGGGGUUGAUGAGAGGAGGCGGGACAGUGUGGCUCAUUUCUCAGAGCAGACCUUGAACACCUUGUGGGUGUACGCAGGGGAAGUGGCAGGAGAAGUUAUCAAUGAUGUGAAGAGGCUGGUGAACUCUGUGCAGCAGUGCUCCCAUCACAGGGCUCACAGAAGAAGUGUGGACUGGUCUAGCUUGGAAUGUUUGCAUCACCACCAACACCACUCGGAUCAAAACAGAGACUGGAGGUUGGAGAGGGUGGCUGAGCAAUUGUCCAACGAGCGCCGAGCCUCUGUUUUCCGCUCGCCAACCUCCACGUCAAGUACCAGUUCUGGAUUGUCCUCUGAGUAUCCCAGUUGUGAGAGUGUGACAGAUGAAUAUGCUGGCUAUCUCAUUAGGGUUCUAAAAAAAGAAGGAGGCGGUAGGGAGCUGGUUCUUGAUCAGUAUGCCAGUCGCCUGGCCUACCGUUCCAUUAAACAAGGCUUAUCUCAUGCUAGUCGCAAGAUAAAACAGAGAUCCUCGAGUGCCCGUCUUCGUCCCUCAAAGUCCCUACCGGAUGAAUGGAAGGCAUCAGGUAGUGAGGACAAAGCGGAGUCAGCAGUUUGUCCAACAUGUGAGGACGAACAACAUUACAGAGAGAAACCAGGGCAGAGAAAUUGUGUUGAUUUGAUGAAUUUUGCAGAAUCCUUAGCAUUCAAUAUCACUUGCGACGUCACGCGUAAGCUUCGUCUUUCCUCUCCACGGCUCCCUAAGUCCCUCACCGACUCUUGUCUUUAUAAGAAAUCUAAACUUGAAAACAUGGCGGAGAACCUCAUUAGGAACUCUUUCUCCUGCCCCCUGUUGUCCAAGGAGAGUAAGGGUAGGCAUUACCACAGCACAGGAAGCUUGUUUGAUGGAGGCCGCAGUGGUAGGAUGAUGCAGGUUAUUGAGCAUUAUGCCAGGAAAAUAGUUGAUGACACUCUGAAGAUGAGCAUGGCUUCAGUCGGACAUUCAUCCCGGGAUCAGCAAAGGGCUCAAGGCCAGGGUAGACACUCUCACACCCAGAGGUUGUCUGAGGGGACAGUGCUGGAUCAUGUCCAGGGAGAGAGGACAUGUCGUUAUUGUCAGGCUCUUGAGUGUCCACACUGCACCAAACUUAGCAGACACCACAGCCAGUCCGUAUUGCAGAGGAGAAAGGGCCAAGAGUGUCACACAAAGACUGAACGCCUUCCAGGUCUGGAGAUUCCCAAAAUUCAUAUUGACUUGGAGAACAGGUCAGCGUUUGCAGAGGAGAUGGUGUCCAUGGCGAUGGAGAACGCAAAACGUGAGUUAAGCAACACCAGCCUCAAUGCAGACAGCGGUAUAGGCCAUGAUGGAACCAGCUACGCCGAGAGCCUGACUGCUGAGAUCAUGAUCUCCGCCCUUAACACCUGCCAGGCGGCCAGUGUCAGCUCUCCAGGCAGGGAAGCAACUGAGUCCACUGUGUCACAGCAGUUGAGUGUUGGAGAUGACAGUCUGGGCAGCUGGUCCAACCUGAGCUUUGAGGAUGACAACAGCAGCUUCCUCCACCUCAGUGACAGCAAUGGGAACAGUAGUAGCUGGAGCAGUCUGGGCUUGGAGGGGGAGCCGUUCGAAGAUCACAUGUCGUCCUCUCCCUCAGACAGUGACAAUACAGAGGACAAAGAAACAGAGGUCAAAGAGGAAUCCAGCGGGACGCUGUCCGUGGACACGAUACAGGUGCAGGCUUCCAGGACUUCUUCGCUCAUUAUCUUGAACUCGGACGUCCGUGAGCUGCGGAGGGGGCCUCAGCAUGUGACCCUUGACCCUCAGCUGAGGAGCCUGCUGCAGUGGGCGGCGGCCUCCAUGGCCGACAUCCCACAGAUCCACCUGAGUCCUGACAGAGAGCUGCAACAGCUACCAAUGGUGGUCCAAAGGCUGCGUGAGAGGAAGUGGAAGGUUGGAGACUUGCUGCACUUCCUGCUGCGUUACUAUGAAGAGAACCAGCACCACCUUCAGCUGCAGCCUAAGGACGAGGCGCUACAGUUAGGCAAGGAGUGUCAGCGCGUGACCCUCUUUAGUUGGCUCCUGGAGCACACUUAGGCCCCUUUUACUUCCACCAGAGGGCGCACUCACAGACAUUUUAGUUAUUUAUUAUUUCCGGCUUCUGUUGGAAUUAUUUCAUGAAGUAUUGCUUCUGUUGCUGCCCCCCGUUCCAAAAUGAAAAAGGAGAGCCGCUCACCUCACUCCAUGUGUUCUGAGGGAGGCUCAGUAGUGAUUUAACACGCAGAGAAUGUGUAUUUUUGCUAGGGGAUCCCCGUGGCUGCCAGCCCCAUGAUGUCAUUGCAUCCACAGCAGCACAGCACACCUCAGCGGCGGCGUUUCCACAUGUGAAAAGAACACACACAUUGGUGAACGCCACACCCUUGCAUUAUCAGAGACUGAAGCAUCUGUGUUUUCUUUCCAUGAAGUAUUCCAUUGUUACUCACUUUGAUUUGCAAUAUCAACAAGCACCCGUGUUUCUAUUUUAUUUAUUAGCAACAAUUACCUUGGUGUGCAAACUUAGUAAAAUGUUUGGUGUGGAUUUAGGGAUGGGCAUUUGGCUAAAUAUUCUUCUUUUCCACCCCUGUGUGAGGCCCUGGAGGAGUCAUUCAUCAAUUCCACACAAAAUGUACCCAACUGAUGAAUGUCAAUGCUCAAUGCUAUGCCCAUUCUGAGUGUGGAUGAUGUUUACAUGGAUAAGAAAAAUUAUUUUUUAAGCUAUGGAAUAAGCCAACACUGCUGGCUUUUAAGUUGCCAAAUGGACCUUGUGAUGACUCCGAAAUGUGUCCAAAUUGUGGAAGAUCCAGUGACGCAGAUAGUGGACCUGAAAAACCCCCCCCAGAAAUGUUGAUGAUUACCCGUAGAUAAGUCACCUUAUGGAGUGACAACCGCAACUUCCCCAAUUGGUUCCAUCUGCACAGAACCACUUAAGAUGCACUUUGAAUCAUUUCUUAUUUAUCCCCCACCCCCCCUCCCAUAGCUUGAAUGGUGGUCCCAAGCCUUGGUAGAGAUGGAGACACUGUAAUAUAUAACAUAAGCACGGCCUUGCAUACAUAGUAUUCACCUGCAUGGCUCCACACUGCCUGUCAGUACGCUAGCAAGUCCUGCUUCAGCUCUAGGCUGUACACCUAAAUGAAAGUGUUUGUCUCAUUUGUUUACUCGUGAGCUAUCUCACUACAUGCAUUAUGAAGAACUAAAAUAUAAUGCAGCUAUUAAUUCAGUGUACUAAAAAUGGGGAUGUGAAUUAAAGGAAUUUGUGCAAAGUGUGAAUAUUCCUGUUCAUUCCCUCAACAUUCCCUGCUAGUGUUUCGCUGGAAGCUGGCUGUGCACCUGAAAAAAAGCGGAUUUUGUACACGCACAAACACAACCUGUUGUUUAAAAAAAAAAUAUAUAUAGUAUUGGCGGCUGUUUUUCAAUGUUGCUUUCAAACUCCGUCUGUAUUUUGUUUCAUCCUGCUUACUUGUAAAACUCUGCCAAAUAAAGAUAUUUAAUAAAUUAUUCAGUUACUGUAUAUAAAUAGAAAUAUAUCAGUGAUAGUGAGUGCGGCGACUUGAAUUUUCUCCCUUGUGACAAUGCUGAAUCGUGAAUUUUGAAGUUGGAGGUCGUCGUUUUUGUGUUCAAGCUCAAUGUGACAAUAAAGCUUUUACAUGUCAA
Molecule: messenger RNA, 7281 nt
Organism: Doryrhamphus excisus (bluestripe pipefish)
Lineage: Eukaryota; Metazoa; Chordata; Actinopteri; Syngnathiformes; Syngnathidae
Gene: akap11
Product: A kinase (PRKA) anchor protein 11
Biological process (GO): intracellular protein localization
Cellular component (GO): cytoplasm
Molecular function (GO): protein kinase A binding
Source: RefSeq, a predicted model, not a curated record